AAUAAGAAUCAUUUAUGUGAUGGUUUUCCUUUAGUUAAACGUCUUCAAGAAUUAUAAGCGUAUUUAUAUAUAAAUAUCAAAAUGAAUAUAAAAUUCAUUACUUUAAUAUGUUUAGUAUAUUGUAUUGCAAAAGUAAACUCUAUCGAUCCGGCCGAUGAAGCUAUUGCAAAAUCCUUGAUACCCGCAAGAGUUUUCAAUUGGGAUAGAAAAGUAAAUCAACCUUCUGACGAGCAAAAAACGGAAAUAGAGAGAGAAUUAUUGGCUCUUAAUUUUUCACCUAAACUUGUGGAAGAUCUUAUUCGAAACUCUGAUAAGGAUUACUGGCCUGCUAGUCUAAAAUCACAUAACCCUAAGAACGACCCUAACAUCGACGAAAAUGGUCUUUUCGAUGGAUAUAAGUGUAAACGUAGUCCAGGAAAACAGGAAGCAGUAAUCGUGUUCCAUUUUGAUAACACGACGUUGCCUAAAAAAAUGAUGGUUAAGCCAGGAUUUAUAGUAUUCUUCCUCAAAGAAGCAAUUGAAGAUUAUCAAAGGAUUAGCGAAUCUGAUGAACAUGCUGCAAAUGCCUUGAAACCUGCAAGGGUUUCAAAAUGGGGUUAUAAUCUAUCUCCGCCGCCUAGCCCUUUUAUAAGAGAAGCAACGAAUAAAUUGAUUGGGUGUGGUUUUUCACCUGAACUUGUGAAUGUUCUUAUGAAAAACUCAGAUGAGAAACACUGGCCUGCUGCUCUAUCAUUGUACAUGCAUACCACGGACGAAGACAAAAGGCACACUCUUUUGGAUAGAUAUAGGUGUAAACGUAUCCCAGGACAUUAUGAAGGAGUAAUCAUAUUCCAUUAUAAUAACAAGGAUAUGCCUGAAAAGUUCAAGGCUAAUCCAGGAUUUGUAGUAAUGUUCGACUUUGGAGCAAUAGAUAAAUUCGUGCCGCGGGCAGAUUCUGCUAGAAUUUCUAGUGUGGAUAAAAUGUGUAAUAUAUUACAAUGAUAUAAUAAUAUAAUGUAAUAUAUUACGAUAAUUAAAUAUCGAGUUUAAAUAAUUAUAAGUAUUCUAUUUUUCUAAGCACAGAAAAAUACAUUUGCACUCAAAUAUAAAAAUUGUAAUAUCACAACUAUUUUAAUUAAAACUAAACGCUUAUACACUGAGCAAGCCACAAAAUUCCAUAAGUACUUCUGAUUAACGGUUUUCUUAUAUUUCUUUGAUGCUUAACUCAGUGUAUUUGUAGAAAAUUCUUAACACAAAUA
Adelges cooleyi (spruce gall adelgid) is the source of this 1238-nucleotide messenger RNA. RefSeq lists its product as uncharacterized. The record is from RefSeq and is a predicted model, not a curated record. The transcript has 5 exons. Bases 82 to 981 code for a protein of 299 amino acids. Gene Ontology annotation, biological process: protein ubiquitination. Gene Ontology annotation, molecular function: ubiquitin protein ligase activity. Lineage: Eukaryota; Metazoa; Arthropoda; Insecta; Hemiptera; Adelgidae.